Molecule: messenger RNA, 1270 nt
Organism: Acanthochromis polyacanthus (spiny chromis)
Lineage: Eukaryota; Metazoa; Chordata; Actinopteri; Pomacentridae
Gene: oaz1a
Product: ornithine decarboxylase antizyme 1a
Biological process (GO): positive regulation of protein catabolic process
Cellular component (GO): cytoplasm; nucleus
Molecular function (GO): ornithine decarboxylase inhibitor activity
Source: RefSeq, a predicted model, not a curated record
UCCUCCCCCCUGAAGCUCCGCAGCUCUCCGCUCAGGCAGCCCAGCAUUAGGCGACGAGGAGAGGACAGAGCGAGGAGCUGGUGUGGACGCUGGCCGGAUGGUUAAAUCUAACCUACAGACGAUUUUGAAUAGUCAUUGUUUUGUUAGAGAAAAAGAGAGAAACUUAUCCGAAAUGCCCGUUAUCGAGCAGUCCAGUAAUAAACCUGAAAGUGAAAGUAUCUCCAGUCCCAGGAGGUGCUCCCGCUGUUGCAGUAACCCGUGUCCGGGGCCUCUGUGGUGCUCCGAUGCCCCUCUCCCACCCCUGAAGAUCCCAGGUGGGCGAGGGAAUGACCAGCGGGAUCACAAUCUUUCAGCUAAGCUAUUCUAUUCUGAUGCUCAGUUGCUGGUUCUUGAGGAGCCUCCACCUGCCAACAGCAGAGUGCGAUUCUUGCUCUUUGAGCCCCGUCGAUCCGAAGGCAAGCACUGUGUCUGGAGGGCGGCGCUGAAAGGGGGAAACCUUUACGUUGAAAUCCCUCCUGGAGCUUUGCCCGAGGGCAGCAAAGACGGCUUUGCGCUUCUGCUGGAAUUUGCAGAAGAGCAGCUGCGGGUUGAUCACGUGUUCAUCUGUUUUCAUAAGAGCCGUGACGAUCGAGCAUCCCUGCUGCGUACAUUCAGUUUCCUGGGCUUUGAGAUUGUGAGACCGGGUCAUCCCCUCGUCCCCUCCCGCCCUGACGCUUUCUUCAUGGCUUACAGCAUCGAGCGAGACUCCUCCGAUGACGAUUAAAUGACGCUGAGCAGUUACAGAUGUUUGUUGUUCUAUUUGUUUUUUUUUCGAUCCACACCCACACAUCUUUAUAAUUUCUGGAAAUGAAUAUAUUAUCCAAGGUUAGUAUGGUCGAGGUGUCCUGUCAGAGGCUCCUUUUUUAUCUUUUGUUUUACCUACCGUGUGCUGUGUUUCAAUGAGAUUUGCACUAGGGUAAGAUGUUAAUAUGCCAGGAAUGUAAAGCAAACGCCCACAUAAUACCUGGGCGAUGCAUCCUCACCACUGUAUUACUCUCCAUGAUGUGUAGUGCUGACUCUGUGUUCACCCUUCCUGAACCCUGAUCAUCUCCACAGUAUAUUUAUGAUAAAUUGAAAAUCUUACUCAUGUAAGUAGAUGUGUUUUCGUAGUAAUUAUCAAUUGAUUCUCCUGUUAAUAUAGAUUUUUUUAAUGUGUGCAUGAUUUUUUGUUUUGAUCCACUUGAUAGAAAUCUGCAUGUUGUAACUGUACUAAAUAAAAGUGCUCACCUCA